Messenger RNA from Paralichthys olivaceus (Japanese flounder), 3152 nucleotides. It is a transcript of the gene mcm10, whose product is annotated as minichromosome maintenance 10 replication initiation factor. Gene Ontology annotation, molecular function: DNA replication origin binding; single-stranded DNA binding. The record is from RefSeq and is a predicted model, not a curated record. Lineage: Eukaryota; Metazoa; Chordata; Actinopteri; Pleuronectiformes; Paralichthyidae. Gene Ontology annotation, biological process: DNA replication initiation; DNA replication. Gene Ontology annotation, cellular component: nucleus; nuclear replication fork.
UUGGAUCGUCUCCCUCGCCCUGAGUCUCUGUAGAAGAUACGAGACGAGCUGAAUGAGACGUUUAACUCAAUCUCACUGUAGUAAUGGCUCAUAGCUGGCUUUAAUGUUAAUUACAGGGAUGCGCGUGUUAUAGUAACUGACCGGACGUGUUUAGAAAGUGUGUCAAAGUUGCUUUAGAGCUAAGGACCCAGAGCUUCAUAAGAGCCCGAGGUCACCAGGUCAUCUGAAAUCAACCACACCAUUAAUAUAUCUAAAAUGGACAGUGAGGAUGAUCUGGACAUUCUGACGGCGCUGCUGGCCGAGAGCGAGGAUGUCGGCGAAGAUCAGGGCGAUCAGGGGCAGGCAGACGACUUAGACGGCCUGUUUGAUGAUGACAACAAUGAGGAGGAGGAGUACAAAGAUGGCAUAGAGGAGGAAGAGCAGAAUGCAGGAACAGAGGAUGCAGUGUCAGAUCUCUUUGGAGAUGUGGAUGACAUUGAAAAUGAGGAGAAAGACACUAAAGCAAAGUCAAACGGAGCAGAAGCCAAGUCCAAGGAAGAUUUACAAGAGGAGCUGAGAAAGAUGCAGGAGCAGAUGCAGAGGUUGCAGCAGCAGCUGGAGGUGAGUCAGAAGGUUUCCACCCCAACAUCCACUCCAGUCAGGACAGGAGGGAGCUCAACUGCUCCCAAACGCAUGACCCCGAAACCAACACCUCCCCGACAGAUCACCACCAAAGUGGCUACGGCUAAACCGGCAGCUGCCACACAGAAGACACAAGCAGCAACGUGUUCAUCCACUCCAGUCAGAGAAGGAAACGUGAAGCUUCAGGAGUCUUCUGACUUUUCUGACCAGCUGAAAAACGCUGACUCCUUCAAACGCAAACCCAGGGUCGCCCACUUAGCCAAACCCAGCACAUCACCAGAGGAUAGGGGGCCACUCGUGGAGAUAAAGCUCGGCAGCUCCUUCAAGCCUGUAGAAAGCACCAGCAAUGUUUCCAAACCCCGACGUUCACCUCCAGCCUCCCUCACCAAACCUUCACCAGCUGCAUCAGCGGCACCCAAACCUUCUUCUCUCCCUGCUCCUCCUAAAGAUGUGGCUGUUGAAAAAUACUCAGGACUGCGGCUCAGAAAACCUCGGGUUUCCUCCAUUGAUAUGGACCGCAAGAUGGGUGACCGCCGUCUGAUCCUUCUGUCGCAGGUUCCAGACUGUUUGGCUCGGGAGAAGCUGGAGGACAGUGACUGGGUGACGUUUGCAGUAUUGGUCAACAAGGCCACACCACAAAGCAGCGGCAGUGGCAAAACCUUCAGCGUCUGGAAGCUGAACGACCUCCACAACCUGGAAGUGUAUGUGUCUCUGUUGCUGUUUGGCGAAGUUCACAAAGAGCUCUGGAAGACGGAGCAGGGCACCGUUAUCGGGCUCCUCAACCCAAACUCCAUGAAGCAGAAGGACGGAUAUGAUGGGGUCAGCCUGACGGUGGAUCACCCACAGAAGGUGCUGCUGAUGGGUGAAGCUCAAGACUUCGGCACCUGCAAGGCCAUGAAGAAGAACGGAGACCCCUGCUCUCAGAUUGUCAACAUGUACGAGUGCCAGUUCUGCCAGUAUCACGUCAAGGCCCAGUAUAAGAAGAUGAGCUCGAAGAGGGCUGAGCUGCAGUCGGCAUUCUCUGGAAAAGCUCCCAACAAGUUCAAAGGGAAGGGCGGCAGCCUGAAGGAUCGGCUGUGUCAGGACGGCUUCCACUAUGGUGGCGUUUCCUCGGCCGCCUGUGCUUCGUCACUAACCGCCUCCAAACCCGUUCAGAAAACUCUGGACAAGCUGUUUGUGAAAGGCUCGGCUCAGCUCGUGGCUAAGGCCAAGAGGCUCGGUGUGCAGUCUGGUGAAGUUUCAGGUUGUACAAAUGAAUUCAAGAGUCUGUUGUCGAUGCCAACACCAGGAGCUCUGCAGCUGAAGAAGCACUUAGUCCAGGGCAGCCAAUCAGUCUCCAAAGAUGAGACUGGUGCUCCAGUUCAGUCCAUCACAGCCUCUGACCUGCUGAAGCAGCAGAAACAGAAGCAGCGGGAGCUUCUGGAGAACCGCCGACGAAGAGCAGAUGAUAUCCAGAAAAGGGUGGUGCAGAACUCUACAGGGGUCAAACCCGGAUUGUCGUCAUCCUUACGGGGCCAAGAUGGUCUGAUGUCCCCGAAAGCAGCUUCUGAGGUCCCCAGAUCCACCCAAAGCCCCGCAGCGCCCCAUACGCCCACCCUGGGCAGAGGCUUCUCUGAGGGGGAAGACAUCCUCUUUUUUGAGAACGGCCCCCCUCCAGCCCCUGCUGCCAGCGCUCUGAGCCUAUCAGCCGCCAAGCUGGCUGCUCUGAAGAGACUGAAAGGAAAAGGGACGAAGCUUGCAAAGGAAGACCCCAACUCUGUGAAGAGGAAGAGGAGUAAUGACGGUGAAAUCAACGCCCGGGUGGAGAAGAAUCUGACCUCACCCACAGGUGAAUCGUCAAACAAUGAGGAAGAGGAGCCAGCCCAGAAGAAGAAGAGAGAGCAGCUCCGCUACCUUCAGUCAGAGGAGUUCCAGAAGAUCCUCAACGCCAAAUCUCGUCACGGGGCGGUGCUACAAGCGGCGGAGUACCAGCUGCAGGAGCGCUACUUUGAUGUUCUGGUGAAGAAAGAGCAGAUGGAGGAGAAGAUGAGGGGCAUCAGAGAGAUGAAGUGUCGGGCUGUCAGCUGUAAAAAGUGUGGUUACACCUACUUUAAGCCGGCGGAUCGCUGCGUGGAGGAGAAUCACGCCCUGCGGUGGCACGAUGCACUUAAACGUUUCUUCAAAUGUCCGUGUGGACAGAGAGCCAUCGCUCUGGACAGACUGCCGCACAAACACUGCGGUAACUGUGGUCUAUUUAAAUGGGAGCGUGAUGGGAUGCUGAAGGAGAAAAUAGGACCAAAAAUCGCCGGGGAGCUUCUCCAGCCUCGAGGAGAUGAGCAUGGAAAGUUCCUCAACAGCAUGAAGUGACUUCAUCUUCAUCCCUGCUGCAAACUGGUUGUCAAGGGAACAGUGUGUACUUAUACUUUGUUUGUUUGUCGUGUGUCUUUCUAAAUGUCUGUAAAUUUUGUUUUUAAACAUGUUGAUUAUGGAGAUUUAAAUGUCUGAUUACAUUGGCUGGAAAGAAUCUUAUUAAAGUAAGAAUUUGCAUAAGA